Juglans microcarpa x Juglans regia is the source of this 1401-nucleotide messenger RNA. Its product is annotated as probable plastid-lipid-associated protein 10, chloroplastic. The record is from RefSeq and is a predicted model, not a curated record. The transcript has 9 exons. The coding region runs from base 182 to 1015 and encodes 277 amino acids. Lineage: Eukaryota; Viridiplantae; Streptophyta; Magnoliopsida; Fagales; Juglandaceae.
CUCAGCCCCAACUUCCGAGUGAAUACUGGGUCCCGCGCACUUCGACCGCAACGACCACCGGUUCUGCUUUACAAGACAAGGAACGAGAUAGAGUUAACUGGUCAUAACGGUAACACCAACGAAGCUAACACCAUUAGUGUGGAGCAAACUUCGGCAGUUUUUGCACCCCAUAUUUGAAGUGAUGGACUUGGCUUUUGCGUCUUCAUUGUGCCCGUCGAAUGGAAGGAGAGCCGUUUCUGAGGUGAAGCCUUUUAGCUCUACCCUUCGUAGAAAACUGUCCUAUCAGAAAAUAUCUCCAUGUCUCGCAACUGUUGCUGCCCAAACCAGUCAGGCAUAUGACUUUGUGUUGGAGAACAGAAAGCAUGAUCUAUUGGGAGCUAUUCAAGACACGCAACGGGGCCUCGCUACCACUGCUGACCAACGCUCUUCCAUCGAGGAGGCCCUGGUGAGUGUGGAGGGCUAUAACAUGGGUUCUCCUAUUGACAUGGUGAAAUUGGAUGGCACAUGGCGCCUGCAAUAUACUUCUGCCCCUGAUGUUCUUGUUCUUUUUGAAGCUGCUGCUAGACUUCCUUUCUUUCAGGUUGGGCAAAUUUUUCAAAAAUUUGAAUGUCGGGAUCAAUCAAAUGGAGGCAUUGUACGGAAUGUUGUUCGAUGGAGUAUUCCAACUUUGUUAGAGGAACAAGAAGGUGCCACUCUACUUGUAUCAGCAAAAUUUACCAGAGUUUCUUUGCGCAAUAUAUACCUUCAGUUUGAAGAGAUAACUGUUCAAAAUAUAAAUAUCAGUGAAGAGCUGCAAGCUUUAAUAGCUCCGGCAAUACUACCACGGUCAUUUUUAAGCCUACAAAUCUUGCAGUUUAUCCGUGCUUUCAGAGCUCAAAUCCCUGUAAGAGAUCCGGGAAGACAAUCAGUAGGAGGACUGUAUUAUCUUUCUUAUUUGGAUGAUAAAAUUCUUUUGGGUCGUGCCGUUGGCGGUGGAGGAGUAUUCGUGUUUACCAAAGCUCAACCUCUUGAAUGAUGAGGGCUGAGUUCAACUUAUGUUUACUGAUGGCAUUAGCAUUUGUACACCAGAAAAGCUUGAGUUUGGAUAUGGAGAUAUGAGGACUACAACAUUGAGGCGAUCUUCCUUGGAUUUUAUGUAACAAAUACUAAAGAAUCAUUAGAAAGUAAAUCUCAUAUAUACGGAGGGAUGGAUAUUAACGAAAAACAGCAUUGAUGGGAUAUCAUCCAUGGCUGCAGUACUGGGAAUGUUUAUUUGAGAAUGCUCAAAUGCAGCGCUGUUAUUGGCAGAGGUAAAGGACUUUGGUACUAGCAAAACUAUGUAUACCAUUAGAUGUGGAGCAUUUGCAGCUAUAUCUUUCACAACAUGAUUAAGAUCUGGAGAUUUUCCCCAAAACAUCUAAA